Molecule: messenger RNA, 3237 nt
Organism: Maudiozyma barnettii
Lineage: Eukaryota; Fungi; Ascomycota; Saccharomycetes; Saccharomycetales; Saccharomycetaceae
Gene: DUF1
Product: Duf1p
Exons: 1
Coding region: 1-3237 (1078 amino acids)
Biological process (GO): protein deubiquitination; double-strand break repair via homologous recombination
Molecular function (GO): ubiquitin binding
Source: RefSeq, a predicted model, not a curated record
AUGACUUCUCUUACCGUAAGUUACGGAUUGAUAUCACCCCAAUCUCCUGAUAAGAAAAAUGCUCAUAUCUUGCCAAUAUCAAGAAUAUUACAUCCAAAAUUAACAGAUGACUACUAUCUAACAACGUCUAGAGAUGGCUCAAUAGUGCUACAUCCUUCGAUUCAUGGAAGAACACCAACCAGAUUUCAAAUACAUUCAGACUGGGUGAGCGACAUUAUUGAAAUUAAUCAACAUAGCUAUAUUACUACUUCGCACGAUUUUAGUAUCGUUCAUGUCACGGUAUAUAAAGAUCCUAAUAAUGACGGAGAUUGGCUAUCCACAAUUAAAAUCAUUGGCAAUCACAAGGAUUAUAUUAAAUGCAUUAGCUAUAUUCCAAAACACGAUUUGUUCGUGACAGGCUCAUUGGAUUGCACGUUGAAAGUUUGGAAAGUAAUAUAUUCAAUGGGCAACCAUGAACCAUCUUUCGAACUGUAUCAUACUUUUACAACAGGUGCUGGGUCAAUAUACACGUUGACUACAUUACGACAGAGUCAUCAAAGUGGAUUUGAUUUGGUUGCAGGGGAUUGUAAUGGAGAUUUAUGGUUUUGUUCCGCUGUGGAUAAAAGAGAAAUUAGAAGAAUUAAAGAAGCUCAUGAAACUAAUAUUAAAGUGAUAAAAUUGAUAGAUGACGAAUCAAAAUUGAUAUCCACUUGUUCAAAUGGAGUAGUGCACGUGUGGGAUAUUCAUGAUAUUACACAAUUGAAUAGAAUCAAAUCGUGGAAAUGGAAUUGUUCAAUUUGGUGUAUCGAUGGUAAUUUCUCUUCAAAUUUAUUGGUAGGUGACUCCCUAGGUAAUAUUAAUAGAUUCGAUUUUACAGAUUUGAACAAUAUUGUAAUACAAUCAAUUUUUAAUUCAAAAGAGUAUUUAGUCAAAUAUGAUUCUACUAUUAUGCAAAAUGACGAGGAAGACAAACAUCUAGGCAUACUGGAUUUGAAAUUACUUAAUGAAUCAAAUAUAUAUUUCUCAUAUUGUUCAGACUCAAACUUGAACUGCCUCAAUUUGAAACAAAAUACGUUGUCGAUAGAGAAAGGUGGCUUCGCACUCACAAGAAGCUCGCUCUUAACAAACAGAAGACAUGUCAUCACCGAAAACACCCAGGGGAAGAUCCAGAGAUGGGAUAUAGUGUCAUGCGAGUUGAUCAACACGUUUCCUCGUGAUGAGGGCACGUUCGACGAGAUCGUGGUCAAGUAUACUUCAAAGGAGAUAUUGUCACAUUGGUGUGCUGUGACAGUUAAAGUUGGAAUGUUGUUUGUUAAAAUUGGACCAAAAUUUUCAAAUACAGAACUGUAUGGAUCCGCAUUACAGGAGUAUUAUGUGACGAAUGAUAUUAAAUUGAAUUCGGAUGAUAGAUAUAAUAUUGGGAAGAUUGUGGUCAAUUCAUUAUUUAAUGAUUUCAUGGAAUAUGAACAACGUAAGGAUGAAAUUUUUAGAAAAGCCUUGGUAAAUAAAAAGAAAGACCAUGAUGAGAAAUUCAUCACUACCACCGCCACCACUACUGGAAAUACAGGAACUAAUUCUGCACUAAAGGGUAAUUCUGCUAAUGGUGGGUCCAACACCCCUAAGACGAAAGAAAAAUUCAUGAAAAUAUCAGGAUUUGGAAAAUUAGGUUCAUCUAUAUCGAUUGGUAAUGGUAAUAAGAAUAAUGAAACGCCAUUCGUAUCGGCACCAACCACACCAUUGGAUAAAGAAAAACAAUACUUCUUAAAUGAAAGCAAUAAUGCCACAUCACAUCUUCCACCAAAGACCGCACCUGCUGCAAUGACGAAUGAUAACAAUAACAAUAGUAGAGAUGAAACUGAUAAACAAGAAAUCGUCAACCCUGUGCCUGUUUUAUCUAAAAACUCAUCGGGGCGUGCUCAAAGUUCAGGGUCUUUACUAAGUAGGAAAUUCAAAUCAUUUAGAUUGACCAAGAACGAUUCAAAUGUAAGUUCGGGAGGUGACUCUAAACAUGCCACAUCUGAUGAAGAAGAAAAAAUGAUCGAUCAGGCUAAUUUAUCUAUCGAUAGCGAUAUCCCAGAAGAAAAGACAAUUUGGAAUACAAGUUAUGAUCCAUCGGCAGACAUUAGAGGAGAAAGUCCAUUCAAUAGCCAUAAAUCAUCAGAAUAUCAAAAUCCAGUAUACACGAAACUUGCAGAUGAAUCAAAGGCUAAAUCUCGCGCUCACUCAACAUCUAUAUUAAAUUUACCUUCAACUGUCUCUAAUACAACAGUACCCGUUAGAACGGAAAAGAAGCAACAAUUCAUGGAUGAUUUGAUAACAGAAUUCCAUAAUACAUACGUGGAACAAUAUACAAGUAAUUUAACAUCGUUGAAGUUGUUAACAAGAAAGAUGCCCGACACUUUAAUCAAGAGGGAUCCAACAAGUCCAAUUGUUAAUAUCAGAUUAGCUACUUUGAUAGUUGUUCAUUCGUGGGAAGAAGAUGUAUCCGGGGGUAGUGUUUUAUCAUCAAGUAUAUUACCACCAUCUUCCAAGAGAAGACGAAAUUCUGGUAAUAAUUCUAGUAAAUCAUCCCUUGUGUCAUCACAAUCAGAUAAUCAAGAUCCUUUGACUGGGAAAGGAACCAUGAAAAGGGGAGGAACCAAUACUAAUAGCGAUGGACAUGAUUAUUAUAAUGACUUCACUAUUAAUGAACCCGAGAUAGGAGAUGAUGAACUUCAUAUGACGCCAUCGAAAAAAGAACUAUAUGAACAUUUAGAGAGAGACUUACCUUAUUGGUUUGCUAAGAAAUUAUGUAAUGAUAUCAGAAUGGUGGAUGAUCAACAACCUAAAUUAACGUUCGUCUUACAACCCUGGCUGAACGCAGAACAGGAAGCCCACCAAGCUUCAUUAGAUCCCGAUGAGACGGUAAAGACUGAACAAAAGCAUUACAUGUUGAAAUUUGGUAAAUCUAAGGGAACUGGUAUGACCGACUUACCAAAAAUAUCUGACAUGAAUGCACGUUUAACGGCACCUGGGAUGAUCAAAGUUAAAAAAAUCAAAUUUUAUGUAAUUGAUAGAUUUGAGGCCAAGACAGCCGAAAUGAAGGCCAAGACAGAUCCAAGUGAAUGGUUAGAGAUCCUUUGUAAAGGUCAAGUUCUUGACAAUGAUAUGACGUUGAGCACGGUUCGUACAUUGUAUUGGAAAUCACAAGGAGAGAUCAUAUUGAAUUACAGAAGAAAAGUCGAUGGUUCGGUUUUGACGAUGAACAAAGAUAAAUAA